GUCCAAAGGCCAGAUGCGGCGACGGCUCUAGUCGCACGUGUGCGAGAGAGACGAUCGAGAUAUUCGGCGUGCGGUACUCCUCUUAGCAGACGCGAAACGCGCGUCACGCACAUACAUAUAUACAUAUAUAUGCGACAGUGACCAGCCUGACUACUGGUCAUCCCUCGGUGGUGAUUCCGUGCAGGAUUUUCGCGAAGAGAUCGAAAGCAAAUUCACGCGAUCGCGCUUGUGCAUAUCCGGAGGGAAAUUAAGUUGACAUCACCACGAGGCACCUGUCCUGCUCCAAAGGGAGAGAAAGGACGGCGAGCUCCGAUUCGAUUCUAUUUUCAAGAGAACACGUUCCCUGAGAUAUACACGCUUCAGAACGAUCUCUCCCUUCUAAAUAUCGAGGAGAGAGAGAGGGCAAGAAUCUCAAGUUAGAUAGUCACGCACGGAGCACCCGAGCGAGAAAUCAACUCGUUUUUCGAGGGUGACCCUUUCAGUGGGUUUCUUGUGGAAUCCGUGAAUUAAUACAAGGGAGAUCACCAGCCGGCCCCCGCCAAGGAGUGGUGAUCGUUGACGAAGAACGGCUCCCGGGUAAUACCGAUGAGGAUUCAAGAGGCAUCAUCAAUUUUUGACAGCCAUUUGGAAGACAGCUCGCUAUCAGGGUGGCUUCGCGAGGGAUCGACGUCUCGUAGCAUGUCGUCGGCUAUUCGUAUCAACGUGGAGGAGGCUUCCAACGGCGGCGAGGAUUUCGUUAGAGACAUCGAGACGACGGCAGUGGCAACAACAACGGCGGUAGCUGCCGACAACCCGCUUUCCUGGCAUAUCCCAAGGCCGUCCUUGGUCGGACGUAGCGAGAGGGACAGCGAAAAUGGAAGCUGGGCUCAUCACUUGCAUCCGAACUCCCCCUCGAGAGGGUCGACGUCGUCUCAAGGAUCCACCGCCAGUACACACAGCGCCGCGUCGGGAACGUUACUACUCACAGCCGCGAAUCUGGCGAAUCUCGCCGCCAUACAUCCGCCCACGGUGACGGCACCGAAGCAGAUGGACACCGCCUCGGUGGCAAGCAGCACUCACUUCACGGUCGUGAACGGUCUCGGCAGACCGACCACCGUCUACAGGAAGUCCUGGUGCGCGCGAAAUCAGCUCACCGUUCUCGUGUGCACCAUGAGUCUUCUAUUCAUGGUCGGUCUGCUCGCCGGGAUCCUUUACAUGGAAAUGAGGGCUCGUGACAAGUACAAUUAGGCCGAGGAUGAAGAACGUGAAGAAGAAGAAGUGGCGAUGAUAUAUCGACUGUGAAUGAUGAUUAUCAUAAAGAUAACGAAGUCGGAAAGAUCGUUUCCAUGGAGAGCAAGAGGAAGAGAGAAAACGCACGAUCCAGAGUCACGAAUACUAAUUCGAUUUACUUAUAUUUAUAUGUAUACGUAUAUCUGCGUUUGUCAGUAGACAUUCUCGGCUACGGUUAGAGUUUUAAGCGUAUAACUGUAUUGCACCGCGAUAAAAGUGUGGUACGUGAAAACCAGUAAUUACAUUUGUGUAAUGAGCGACGUACUGUUAAGGGAUUGACGAUCCUUGCGAUGGGAUAGCGUAUUUGUAGCGUAUUUAUGCUGGAUUUUAACUGGAUUCUUCGGAUCGCGUACUGCGAGACACGAUUCGACGAAUAAUAUUUUAUAUUAAUUAAUUUCUUACCGCGUAGCGCGUGUCAUGUAGAGCACAAACAACUUUCUCUAAAAUUUCUUCACUGUUUUACGUGUGGUUAUGACACCUCUCUGCACGCCGCAUAUUUUUUCGCGUAGAAAGAUACAUGUGGUAAAGGGUUACGGACGAUAGUGACACAUAGAAUCCGCGACUGCUCCAAGUAAAAUGUACUUUUCGCAUAGCGGUGCGUCUUCUACUUGGUUCUCAACCGAUUUAUCGAUUAUUAUAAAUCGCAUCGUUAUUAUCGAGAAUCAAUGAAGAGGGAAAGGUACGAUAACAUAUCACUGCAGUGUCACUAAUCCUAGUCGUCCAACGAAAUUUCGAAUCUGAUAGUAUUUUGAAUAACAAAUACCGACGGACAGUUCAAAAGCAAUCGACGAGAUGGGACCAAGAUAGCAAAUAUCUAUUUAGGGCCUGUAACUUAAUUUUUACCAACAAGCUACCUUAAUCAUUCCUGGAUUUUCCGUCGGAUUGUUAUGCCGGGGGCAAAUGUAAACGGAAAAGCAAUGAGGAGCGGUCGCGUCGAUCGCUUUUCGCGUCUGUGAUAUUACAUGCGUAUUAAUUAAUCGUCGAUUCAACAAGAAACUGUCAAAUAUACUGAACUAUACUGAA
Pogonomyrmex barbatus (red harvester ant) is the source of this 2292-nucleotide messenger RNA. RefSeq lists its product as uncharacterized. The record is from RefSeq and is a predicted model, not a curated record. Lineage: Eukaryota; Metazoa; Arthropoda; Insecta; Hymenoptera; Formicidae.